Acaulospora colombiana is the source of this 1815-nucleotide messenger RNA. The record is from the annotation of a GenBank genome assembly. Lineage: Eukaryota; Fungi; Glomeromycota; Glomeromycetes; Diversisporales; Acaulosporaceae.
AUGCCUGUAAUCUUUGCUAAUGAAAUCCUGAGAAAAAUCUUUGAAUUCUCUGAUAUGCGAACAUUACACUCGUGCCUUUUGAGCAGCCGUGUUUUCUGUGCAAACGUUGUUCCUCUGCUAUGGUCAACUCCCCUGGAGCACUUAUACUCUGACCCAAAGACUCAACCAGAAUGGAUUAAAGUCUCCUUGAUUGGCCAAAUAUAUAUUUCAUGUUUAACCGAUGACUCCAUAUCUUUGCUGAAAUCACACGAAAUUUCGUUUAACUCUACCAUUGGGAAACUUCGACCCACUUAUGACUAUGCCUCAUUCCUGCAAAGUCUCGAUUAUAAGUUAUUGUUUGACUGUGUGGCUGUAUGGCUAAACCAAUCUCAAGUCACUAGCAUACGCUCCACUCGAAAACAUUAUCUGAUCAUUGAAGAGUUAACCAAAUUAUUUUUCAUUCGCACUACGAAUCUAAAAUCGGUCUCGUGUAAAAAGUGGGAAAAUUUAAUAAACUAUGGAUUGGCACCAAACUAUUUGACAAUAACUGACCUUCCAAGCGCUGAAAUAUGCUUAAGAUCCCUCGAUAGAUUUUCUGUGAAGGAUUCAAUUCCAAUAGACUUUUGUGUGGGUUUUUCACGGGUGUCAAGAAGCAUUAAGGAUUUGGAGAUUCAACCAGUGGACAGAGAAGAUGACGAAUUAUUCGCCGAACUCAUCAAAUCUCAGAAAGAAUUAAAAAAGAUUAUAAUUUUCGCUGCUGAUCAAAAGAAUUGUGAAUUACCAGAAAUUGCCAAUGCCUUAAAACAGCACAUUCGAUCAUUGAAAACAGUAAAUUUAUGCUACAAAAUUCCUGUACCAUUAGAAAUAUUCAUAGACUGUGUUAACCUGGUUGAUUUGAAAAUUUCUCAUUUGAAUCAAUUAAUUUCAAGUUCAACAUUCGAAUCAAUCUGCAAAACCCAAUUCACUCAACUCAAAGUAUUGCACAUAAACACCCAAAAGUUGUACUUGGAUCAGAUCGCAAUGUUAAUACAAAACACUGGUGGACAGAUUGUGGACGUUUACCUGGAAUACGAACGGGCGUUUGGAACUGAACACAGUGUCGAAUUAGUAAAUAGCAUAGCCGAGAAUUGCCCAAACCUUAAAGAACUACGUGUAUUCAUACCAAACGAAGCUGUGCACCGUUUACCCUAUUUAUUUGCCUCAUGUCCGAGACUCAAUAGUGUGUGUUGGUUAGACGGCGAUUCAGCAGGCGAAGAUACAUCCGAAACGAAUACCAUAGAUAUUAGUGAUGUGAUGAUUGAGAUGGCGAACGUAUAUCCCAAAAACUUGUACGAAUUUUUGAUGUUUGCUCACUGGGAAUUUGGCGAAACUGCGUUAGAGUAUUUCUUGCGGAGCUGUAAACGAAGGUUGAGCGUAAGAAAAGAUCGAAAGUUGGACUUUUUUGUACCGGCAUGGGGAGAUGAUCAUAUACCCAUAAUCAAGGCGUAUGGAAAUAAAGGACUAUUGGAGAUGAGAGAUUGGGAAGAAAUUAUUCAACAGUAUUACGGUUGUUUGAAUAAGAGCGACGACAAGAACCAAUGGAAUUAUCCGUCACCAUCACCAUCGCGAUCACCGCAACAAAUUGAAGAACAGGACUCUGAAGAUUCUGGCGUGGAUGUGGUGUCAUCACCAUCUGCACAUAAAUUUCAACUCGCUUAUGUUGUUGAUGCUCACAAAAACGCGAAUAAUAGCGUGAAUUCAUCGAUGUUGAAUGACGAAUUCGAAUUUUUGCUGGAGGAUAGCGAAUCAUCGGUUUUUCCUAAGGAAAGUGAAAAUGUCGAAAUAAGAAUUGCUUGA